This is a messenger RNA of Venturia canescens, 438 nucleotides long. RefSeq lists its product as uncharacterized. The record is from RefSeq and is a predicted model, not a curated record. NCBI's taxonomy places the organism in Eukaryota, Metazoa, Arthropoda, Insecta, Hymenoptera, Ichneumonidae. The transcript has a single exon. The coding region runs from base 1 to 438 and encodes 145 amino acids.
AUGUCGCAGGAACAUCUACGCGAACCGACGAAUACGGAAAAUGACAUCGACAGAAACAACGACGACAGAAACAACGAUGACAGAAACAACGACGACGGAAACAACGACGACGGAAACAACGAUGACGGAAACAACGACGACGGAAACACCGACGACAGAGACAACUACGAAAACGACUACGGAAACAUUAACGACGACAGAAACGACUACGGAAACAACGGUUACGGAAAUGACGACGGAAACAAUUACGGAAACGACGGUUACGGAAAUGACGACAACAGGAAUAACGACGGAAACAACGACAACAGGAAUAACGACGGAAACGGAAUGAUGGCAGAAACGGUAGACAUAAUUACGAGCAACAAAACAAUGACCAACAAAUGGACGACGACAACAACGGCCGUGAGAGGGAGACAAGAAACCCACGCGCCGAGAUGA